AUGGUCAAAGGAGAGCUGUUUGCGUUUGGCUCCGCGGCGGCUGCCCUCGGCGGCGCAUACAAGCUCAGCGAGUUCCUGUACAAGGCGAAGCGCCUGCGCGACGUCGGUCCCUCCAACGCCGUCUACGUGCGCAUCAUCGGCCGUGUGCGCUCCGACCUCGACGAGGUGAGGCGCUUGCUGUCGGUCCGCGAGGUGCACGACGCCCUCGAGUCCAACCCGGAGAAGUCCAAGUGGGUCUAUGGUGUUAUGCGCGAUGUGCGCGGCGCCCUGGAGAACAUCACGCCGCACACGGAGCGCGUCGGCUCCGACAUCGACGAGGGCCGCCGCGUGGGCGUCUGCCACCGCGUCUACUGGCUGCUCAGCGAGAAGGAGAAGCUCGAGAACCGCGAGAAGGAGCUCGCCAUUGCCCACGCCAGCCUGACCGAGGUCCUUGGCUACCUGACCGCCCUCGAGCCCGUCGACGAGCCCAAGCACAAGUCCAAGAAGGACGACAGCCCCAAGGACACGCACGUCCGCAAGGACACCCACAUCGACAUCGACAUCAGGCGCGACGCCCCCGCCAAGCACACGGAGCACGUCGAGCGCGACGUCUGGGUCGAGCACGACCACGCCCCCCGCCGUGUCGAGGAGCGUGACGUCUGGAUCGAGCGUGACAGCCGCGGCCCUCCCCGCUACGAGGAGGAGCAGCGCGACGUCUACAUCGACGAGCGCGGCCCCCGCCACUUCGACGACCGCGGCGACCAGUACCAGCGCGACCUCGACUUUGAGCGCUACGACCCAGCCGACCCGCGCUACCAGCAGCAGUCCACCGAGCGCUUCGAGCAGCGAGACGCCUACGAGCGCCGCGCCCCCCACCCAGAGGACCGCCGCUACGAGCAAGCCCCUCUCGGCCGCCGCCCGGAGUCCUUUGAGGACCGCGUGCCCGAGCGCGACAGCUGGAUGCAGAGCUCCGCCAACCGCGGCUACGGUGCGUACGGCGCACCGCAAUACCACCAACGUAGGUUCCAGGGCGACGCGGGCUUUGGAGACGCAGAAGUGCUGAACCCCCAACCAGUGCCUCCCAACCAGCAAUACUCGGAGCGCGAGGUCUGGGUCGAAGAGAAGGAAGACUUCCGCUUCGACGAGUAUGGGAACAGGUUGCCGGACCGCUACUUCCAGCCCGUCCCGCGGCCCUUUAGGAGCAGGAUGUAA
Ascochyta rabiei is the source of this 1191-nucleotide messenger RNA. RefSeq lists its product as uncharacterized. The coding region runs from base 1 to 1191 and encodes 396 amino acids. The record is from RefSeq and is a predicted model, not a curated record. The transcript has 2 exons. Lineage: Eukaryota; Fungi; Ascomycota; Dothideomycetes; Pleosporales; Didymellaceae.